Talaromyces rugulosus is the source of this 2841-nucleotide messenger RNA. RefSeq lists its product as uncharacterized. Bases 1 to 2841 code for a protein of 946 amino acids. The record is from RefSeq and is a predicted model, not a curated record. Gene Ontology annotation, cellular component: membrane. Gene Ontology annotation, molecular function: calcium channel activity; calcium ion binding. The transcript has a single exon. Lineage: Eukaryota; Fungi; Ascomycota; Eurotiomycetes; Eurotiales; Trichocomaceae. Gene Ontology annotation, biological process: intracellular calcium ion homeostasis; calcium ion transmembrane transport.
AUGUCGAGUCGACCUGGGCUCGGCGAGAAACGCUUUUCGACAAACAAAUUCCACCCUCUACCUGAUGAUCUAAGCAACACACCCGGCAUGGCCAAUCCCAAUGACGCAACGAUUGAUAUCCCUCUGACUGCCGUGCCCAGUCGAGGCACCGGCGCUCGCAAGGCCAACCCCAAUGGCGGAGAUGCCAAUGGUGAAAAGCCCACUGACUACCCCCAACGACCGGGCCCUGGUCGUCGCAAGAAGACCGCCGGCGGUAUGUCGCAGAGCAAUGAGGAGGAGGAGGAUGCUAUCAACCGCAUGGGCCGCAUCUACACUGCCAUUCUCAAUUUUUCCGUCGUCACUCGCUACUUUAUUUAUGUCCUGCCGCUGGCCCUGGUCUUUGCCCUCCCAAUCAUCAUCGGAGCCACCGCGGCGCCUCAUGCCAGUAUUGGCAAUGUCAGGAUUGUCUGGUUUUUCACCUGGAUCGAAGUUGUUUGGCUGAGCUUGUGGGUAUCCAAGCUGUUCGCUCAUGCCUUGCCAUAUGUAUUCCAAACCCUCGUGGGCAUUGUCAGUGCCGGCACUAAGAAAUAUGCUCUCAUUCUCCGCGCUCUCGAGAUCCCCCUCUCUCUGGUCGGCUGGGCGCUGGUUUCUCUGGCUACCUUCAUCCCUAUCAUGACACAGAAUCCAGACAACCGGAGGAGCCAUUCUGGCAUUGAUUCGUGGGAGUCGACCAUCAAGAAAAUCCUCUUUGCUCUCCUCAUCUGUACGCUUAUUCUCUUGGCUGAGAAGACUCUAGUGCAGUUGAUCUCGGUCAGCUACCACCGCAAGCAGUACGACACCAGAAUCAAAGAAUCCAAACACAACAUCGACCUGAUCGGCCAGCUCUACGAAGCCUCGCGGUCCAUGUUCCCCGAAUACUGCAAGGAGUUUGAAGAAGAGGACGCCAUCAUUGCCGACACCAUCCUCGGCUUGGAAAACAAGAAAAAGGGCCACGGCCGCAACAACUCGGUAGCCCCUCUCCGUCUCAUCCGCAACGUUGGCCGCAACGUCGGCCGCAAUGUCGGUCGAGUGGGCGACAAGGUGACUGCUGCCUUUGGCAAUGUUGCUUCUGAGAUUACAGGAAAGCACAUCUUCGACACCGGGUCUGCUCAUUCGGUCGUCACCAAUGCCUUGGAGCGCCAUCGCUCGUCCGAAGCUCUUGCUAAGCGUAUCUGGAUGUCCUUUGUGGUGGAGGGCAAGGAUGCACUGUUUGCCGAGGACAUUGCCGAAGUGUUGGGCGCGAAUCGCGUCAAUGAGGCUGAAGAGUGCUUUGCUGUGCUGGACCGCGAUGGAAACGGCGAUGUUAGCAUGGACGAGAUGAUUCUCACUGUGGCCGAAUUUGGUCGCGUGCGCAAAUCUAUUUCCCGCAGUAUGCACGAUGUCGACCAGGCUAUCCACGUGCUCGACAAUCUGCUGCUCUGUGUUGCUUCGAUUAUCAUGGUUCUUGUGUUUGUUUCCUUUGUGACGACCGGAGCUGCUACUGUCAUUGCGGCCGGAGCUACUUCGUUGCUGUCUCUCUCUUUCGUCUUCUCCGUCACUGCACAAGAAGUUCUCGGUUCCUGUAUCUUUCUCUUCGUCAAGCAUCCUUUUGACGUUGGUGACCGGGUUGAGAUCGUCGGCCAGGACCUGUUCGUCGAGGAGAUCUCGCUGCUGUACACAGCCUUCCGCACUGUAUCUGAGCAACGCAUCACCCAGGUUGCCAAUAUCGUGUUGAAUACAACCUGGAUCGACAACGUGACCCGGUCCAAAGCGAUGCGCGAGCGUAUUUCCUUGUUUGUCGAUUUUGGCACCACCUUUGCCGAUAUUCAACUGCUCAAGCUCGAGAUGGAGAAGUUUGUGCGUGACAAAGAGAACAGCCGUGACUUCCAGCCGGACAUUGAUAUCGAGGUUAUUGACCUGGGCAGCAUGGACAAAUUGGAGCUCCGCGUUGAAAUCCGACACAAGUCUAACUGGUCCAACGAGACUAUUCGUGCUGCUCGCCGAUCCAAGUUUAUGUGUGCUCUCGUACUCGCUAUCCGCAAGGUUCCCAUCAACGGCCCUGGUGGCGGUGGUGCGGCCUUGGGCGAUCCCAAGAACCCGUCAUACUCUGUUUCGAUUACCGACGACCUGGCUAAGCAGUACCGUGACAAGGCGGCUGAGGACAAGGAAGCUGCUCGAUUCAUUCCGACCAGCCAGAUGGCCGAGCUGCAGUCGACUCUGACACAAAGCUCAGGCGUGAAAUCCACUGGUGUUGACCUCGACAACGGCAGCGGUCUUGUCCAGCGCGGCGCCUCAGUUAGAAAAGUAAACGAGGCUGACUUUGUCGGGGCCUUGAACAGCCGUCCGGCUGGCUACGACAUUGCUCGUCCCGACGAGUCUGAUCAGCUGUUCCGUGUGCCCAGCGCCAAUUCUGGGCCCAGCAACCACGAUCAGUUGAACCCUUUUAAUGAAAACGACCACACAUCCCUGCUGCGCGCACCGUCUGGUCGUCGACGAGGAGGCCCCGAGUCGUCUCAGGGUCCUCCUGCGCCGCUGGCUGUUCCAUCCGCUGCUGGACCAGGCGACACGAGCUCUCGGUACGAAAUCCCGAGCUACUACUCUGCCGCAGUUCCGCCGGGCCAGUCUCACAACCCGUAUGAACCACACAAUCCAUACGGACAGUCUUCCUCUGCUGCUGCUGCUGCUGCUACUGUCGCUGCUACCAACCCUUACCAGGCGUCUCCUCCGCAGUACCAGUCCCCUCCACCUCAGGGCAACGCUUUUGCGCAGCAUCAGCAUCAGCAGGCUAGCGUCUCGCCUAUUGAGCCUGAAGAAGAGGAUGAAAUGCACAACCCUCAUCGAUGA